This is a messenger RNA of Perca fluviatilis (European perch), 1720 nucleotides long. Its product is annotated as endogenous retrovirus group 3 member 1 Env polyprotein-like. The transcript has 2 exons. The coding region runs from base 248 to 1492 and encodes 414 amino acids. NCBI's taxonomy places the organism in Eukaryota, Metazoa, Chordata, Actinopteri, Perciformes, Percidae. The record is from RefSeq and is a predicted model, not a curated record.
GAGAAGUGAUUUCUCCUUGCAUGCAUGCUAGCAAUGUCCUGCCAUGAUCUCACAACAGAACUUAGAGCCAUAACCGGAAUCCACUGAGUGUUCCUGAGAGUAAAAAAUAAAAAGAGCUGCCCGGAUGACUGUAACCACAGGUACGAACUGCCUUCUAGACUCCUGACGGUGGUGCUGACGUUCAGCUAGAGCUUGGUGACUCUUACUGUAAAGAUCCGACGCCAGAUUUUGAGGAUUCACUGAAACAAUGUCCCUGAUCCAGCGCCUCCUGAUACUGAUCUUGGUGGAGUCCACCAUGGGAGCUCCCCAGGUCAUGAAAGUACCAGACAUAAGAGCAGACGCUAUGAAUGUUUUUAUGACUAUGGCAUGGCAAGUAGCCAACCAUAUAUACCCUAAUUCCAGCUGCUACGUCUGUGGCCUAAUGCCCUACACAGCUGGAGAAGGUUUACCUCUGAUGGCCUUACCUCCCUCUGACUGUGACACCUGCCACCUGAUGCAUAUUCCAUUAUCGCAGUCCUAUUCUCACCCUGAUUGUUCCAGCCUCUCCAAAAUGAGGCCACUUGACUGUUCUACAGGACAUGCAAACUGUUAUAAAUGUCUCAAAACCCCCAAACCUGUUCCCAUACAGCUCAUCCCUCAGAAGUUCCCUUGGUGUCUCCAGAAUGACGGCGAGACACCGGUAGGGCAAUCGGACUGCCUUCGUACAUUCAAAUGGGACCCAGAACUAACCAAUAUUGAAUUUAAAUCUCUAGAUUCUGCACCACACAACUGUUUGGAAGCAGCGGGCCAGGCUCGCUUCAGUGCUCUAGCUCACCGCACAGCUAGCUGCACCAUCUCCUCUCCUGUGGGAAUGUACUGGGUAUGUGGAAACCUGGCAUACCCAUAUCUUCCUGUGGAUUACAAUGGACGCUGCGGAUUGGCGUACAUCAUCCCGGCUAUGAGAGUGGCUCACUCCCUCCCCCAGAAGCCUCUUAAACGGGUACAACGUGGACUUUCAGAUACCUUUGGGACUCAUCAUCAAUCAAAUUUCAAAAAUGUACUUGGCCCCCUUCUUCCUUUUUAUGGAGUUAUGUCUGCGUUAGAUCAAAUCGCCGAUCUGUCUCAGGCAAUAGAAGUUAUAGCUAAUGAAACUGGUAAAGCUCUCAUGCUUCUGUCAAGUGAACUCGCCUCUGUUAGACUUGUAGCUUUACAAAACAGAGCAGCUUUGGAUUUUCUUUUAGCAGCGCGAGGAGGAACUUGUGCUGUUAUUGGUGCUGAAUGUUGUACCUUUGUGCCUGACAAUAAUGCUACGAUUGGUGAUAUAGUUAACCACCUUCAUAAUACUGCGAACUCUGUUCACCAGGAUAGUAGUUCUUUAUUUGAUUGGUUAAAAACUGCUUUUGGUACAGUAAGUUAUCACGUUGUUGAAGUGAUGAUUACUUUGGUUGUUUUCAUUGUAUUGAUGUCUCUCUUUAGUUCAUGUGUGAAAAAGUUCAUCUUCAAAAUAAGAUAAGUACAAACACCUUUUGAUCCUCCUAGACUGGCACCUUUGAAUGGAUAACAUGUUUCAGAAGUCUGUCAGAUUAAUUCUGUUUAGGGUCUCAGAAACCACAGUUGAAAAACAUAAACAAUAGACAGAUAAAUAAAAUGGAAUUUAAUUUGCUUUAUAUCUGUGAUUGGUGUUGACAGAACUUUUUGUGCCACACAACCCGUCUGUUAUUGCAGUUUUGUAACAAUUUGU